UAAAUAAUUUACUCCAUAUAAUUUCCCACAGUACCAAGAGCACUCACGCUUUCCUGGUUACUCCUUGAACGACAAGAAAAAAAUUCAACAAAAAUGGCGGAUUCUGUAGCUCAGAAAAGGGUUCUUAUGCUAUGCGGUGAUUACGUAGAAGACUAUGAGGUGAUGGUACCAUUUCAGGCACUCAUAGCUUAUGGUGUUGCAGUUGAUGCUGUUUGCCCCGAUAAAAAAGCUGGGGAUGUUUGUCGCACUGCUAUUCAUCUACUUGGUUCUUAUCAGACUUACAUAGAAACACGAGGGCACAACUUCACCCUAAAUGCGACCUUUGAUGAGAUUGAUGCAAGCAUAUAUGAUGGUUUGAUCCUUCCAGGAGGUAGAGCUCCUGAAUAUCUGGCAAUGAAUGGAGCUGUUCUGCAUGUGGUACGCCAGUUUUCUUCAUCUGGAAAGCCCAUUGCAUCUAUAUGCCAUGGGCAGUUGAUCCUUGCUGCUGCCGACUGCAUCAAAGGUCGUAAAUGUACAGCUUUUCCUGGUGUGAAGCCUUUGGUCAUUGCAGCCGGUGGUCAUUGGGUUGAACCUGUGGAUCUGGGAGCUUGUGUAGUUGAUGGAAAUCUGAUAACAGGUGCUACGUAUCUUGGACAUCCUGAGUUUAUUCAACUGUUUGUGAAAGCUUUAGGAGGGCUCAUAAGUGGGUCAGAUAAAAGGAUCUUGUUCCUUUGUGGGGAUUUCAUGGAAGACUACGAGGUUAUGGUCCCAUUUCAAACCCUUCAAGCUCUAGGGUGCCAUGUUGAUGCGGUCUGUCCUAAGAAACAGAAAGGGGACACUUGUGCUACUGCUGUGCAUGAUUUUGAAGGUGACCAGACGUACAGUGAAAAGCCUGGGCAUGAUUUUACAUUGACCGCUGGCUUUGAUGGUAUAGAUGCCUCAAGUUAUGAUGGUCUUGUGAUUCCUGGAGGUAGGGCACCAGAGUACCUUGCUUUAGAUGAGAAUGUUCUCUCUAUAGUUAAAGGUUUCAUGCAAGCUGGAAAACCAGUUGCAUCGAUAUGCCACGGCCAACAAAUUUUGUCUGCAGCUGGUGUUCUUAAGGGGAAAAAGUGUACUGCAUACCCUGCGGUAAAGCUGAACGUGGUAUUAGCAGGGGCAACUUGGCUGGAGCCUGAGCCGAUAAAUCGUUGCUUCACUGAUGGGAACUUGGUGACAGGAGCUGCUUGGCCAGGCCAUCCUGAAUUCGUUUCACAAUUCAUGGCACUUCUUGGAAUUCAUGUAUCCUUCUAAACGGUUUUUGUCAUCCACAAGUACUCACUUUUGCCUGAAAUUUAUGUUACUUCUGAAUGAGUCUAAAGGUGUCUAAUUAUAUGGUAUGUGGUAAGUAAUGUGUUUUUGCAUGGCUGCAAGCAGGCUAUCGCCCAGGAUAUCAAACUUUUUAGGGUUAAAAAAUUUUAUUUUCAUGUAAAAGGUUAUUAUAUGAAUUACAUGUUUUGUACACUUAUCGAUGUACUAUUGGAGUCCUAAAUAUCUCCUGUUGUGCUCUUUUAAAAAAUUAUAAUAAAUUGAUAUUAAUAAAA
Molecule: messenger RNA, 1559 nt
Organism: Amaranthus tricolor (Joseph's coat)
Lineage: Eukaryota; Viridiplantae; Streptophyta; Magnoliopsida; Caryophyllales; Amaranthaceae
Product: protein DJ-1 homolog D
Exons: 5
Coding region: 94-1269 (391 amino acids)
Source: RefSeq, a predicted model, not a curated record